GUAAUUUGCCGUGAUCAAAGAAGCACCUCGACUCUGUGGAUAUGUAUACUGUGCUGUGCAUGUGAACGCUGUAUUGUGUGAGGAUGUAAACAAACCGGAUGGCUGUAUUAUGUCUACGGUAUCUUCUAAACUUGGAUAUAACGUCAUAGUAAAUCUCGUGACCCUACGUGUUUUUGAAUGAUUUGUACUGCACAGGGGCAUCGGUUUCGGCCGCCCAUGCCCCGGAAAAUUCGCCCAAAAACUCCCGGCGAUAAAAAGGAGCCCAAAACAGAAGGUCCACAGUCCAUUCACAGAAGGAAUUUCCAGUGGGCCAGCUAUCCAGUGCUUUUACUGUUCAGCUUACUUCGUUUUAUUGUGUUCCAGCUGUGGAUUCUCAUAACUGAGGCUGUUUCUCGAGUCAGUGGACGGGAGAGUUUCGGCAUGGUCGACAGCAGCAAGACGGGUUAUGGUCCUCUGAAAAACGACAUGGAGGAUAAUGGGAAUGCUAUGACUGGAGUAACAAUUAAUCCUUCAUCGUCUUCCAAUCCAACAUCUAAUGGAACUAAGCUUGAUCCACAGUUAUCAAAGCAGAAACAACAUCAUAAAAGAGCAUUUGAGUAUUUAACUAAAGCUCUAAAAAUAGACGAGGAAGAUAAAGGUGGUAAUAAACGUCAAGCAAUUGAGUACUAUAGGAAGGGAGUUGAUGAGCUCGAGAAGGGUAUUGCUGUGGACUGCAGUAAACCAGGAAUAGAAUGGGAGAAAGCCCGUAAAAUACAAGAAAAGAUGAAGAAAAACCUUACGAUGGCAAAGGAAAGAUUGAACAUCUUAAUAAGAGAAGCAUCACACCGAUCAUCUCCAAAGCUACUUCACAAAGCAACCACAGGUAUAUCAUCCAAGAAUAGCAAUAGAACUAGGAGUCCUGCUAGAACUCUACCUCAUUUACCAAGAUCAGAUUCACUUCCAGAGUCUUCUGUUCCAUCACAACCCAAGGUCAAAGGUCACACCUCAACAGGAAAGAAGGAUCUCCGAUCACCAACCAGAUCAAUUCCUCCUGUCAAAGAUAUGAAACAGACUAUAUCAAGAUUGAAGAAUGUGGAUUCUAAGCUUGCUAAUAGAAUAUUAGAUGAGAUCUUAGACAGUGGACCUAAGGUUACAUUUAAUGAUAUUGCUGGACAGGAGGCAGCAAAACAAGCCCUUCAAGAGAUAGUGAUCCUACCAGCUUUAAGACCAGAACUCUUCACAGGCCUCAGGGAACCUGCAAGAGGUCUACUGCUCUUUGGACCACCAGGGAAUGGCAAGACAAUGCUGGCCAAGGCAGUUGCUAAUGAAUCUAAUGCAACUUUCUUCAACAUUAGUGCUGCAACACUAACAUCCAAGUAUGUAGGAGAAGGGGAGAAAUUAGUAAGGGCACUCUUCGCAACAGCUAGGGAACUGCAACCAUCGGUAAUAUUUAUGGAUGAAAUUGAUUCUUUACUGACUGAGAGAAGAGAAGGAGAGCAUGAUGCAAGCAGAAGAUUAAAAACAGAAUUCUUGGUGGAGUUUGAUGGUGUGAAAGCAGAUGGGAGUGAGCGAAUCCUUGUGAUGGGAGCAACGAAUCGACCACAAGAACUUGAUGAUGCUGUUCUUAGAAGAUUGGUGAAAAGAGUUUAUGUCCAAAUGCCUGACCAAAAUGCUCGGAAAGAAUUGAUCAAGCAGUUGCUGAAGAAGAAUAAUAACCCAUUGACUGAUGCAGAUCUUACAAGAUUGGCAGAGUUUACAAAAGGAUACUCAGGAAGUGAUCUUAAUGCCUUGGCUAAAGAUGCUGCUCUAGGACCUAUCAGAGAACUUGGACUAAAUGGUGUCAAGUCAACCAGUGCAGAACAGGUACGAAGCAUCACGUUGUCUGAUUUCUAUGAUUCCCUGAAGAGGAUACGGCGGAGUGUACCUCAAGAUUCUAUCAAUCUCUACGAAGACUGGAACAAGAAUUAUGGAGAUAUCUCAUCUUAUUAAACUAUGCCCUUUGAAGAAUACUCAACAUUGACCUCUUAGUUACUGAAAUCAUAUGAUGUUUAACUCAACAAGGGUAUUCACUUUGAGAAUGGACUUGGUGAAUAAGAACACAGAGCAUUUCAGAAAAGAAUUUGACAAAUACCUUGUUGUCAACUAGUUUGUUUUACAUACAAAAUACAUAGGCCCAUAUCUUGAAAUCUGGUUUAACUUAAACCAUCAUGGUCUAGGUCUGUGGUUUAAAUUGUGAUAU
This is a messenger RNA of Lytechinus variegatus (green sea urchin), 2218 nucleotides long. It is a transcript of the gene spast, whose product is annotated as spastin-like. The transcript has 12 exons. Gene Ontology annotation, cellular component: microtubule cytoskeleton. The record is from RefSeq and is a predicted model, not a curated record. The coding region runs from base 178 to 1968 and encodes 596 amino acids. Gene Ontology annotation, molecular function: ATP hydrolysis activity; ATP binding; microtubule severing ATPase activity. Lineage: Eukaryota; Metazoa; Echinodermata; Echinoidea; Temnopleuroida; Toxopneustidae.